UGUGUAAAAUGCUGUUUAGAGUCCAACGAUUUACUAUUAUUCAACUCUUAUUCCCGCUCGCUCCCCUUGCUUGAGCACGAUCUGGCAUCUAGGAUCGAUUGCUCUUCCUUGGGUCCCUGGAUGUUAACGCUGAAUUUCAUGCAUUGAAUUUUGCAUAUCUAAUUUUUUUAACGUUAAAUAAUAGUAGGAAGUCGGAUUCAGGGAGACAUACCUAUUCAAUGUUUUACCUUUGGACAAAAGUAAUAGGCCUGCCAUACGAAAUAGUGUUAUUUUAUACUACUCGCGUUGUCAAAAUAUUUACCAGGAAGGAGAUUUGAUCUGUAAUUGCGAUAUAGUUUUAUCUGGAGACGCUUAUUUGGGUGGCUACAGUGUGACAACAAUUAGGCAAGGCAAGGCAACUUUAUUUAUAUAGCACUUUUCAUACACAAGGCAGACUCAAAGUGCUUCACAUAUAAACAUUGUCAUACAAUAAAAUAAAAUAAUAGGUAAGUAAAAGAAAAACAUCCGCAAAAAAAAAAUAGAAGUUAAAAUAAAGGCAAAGUUAAAAAAGCUUUUUUAGAAAGUGCAAUGUCUUUAAGAUUUAGCAGAAAGCUAUAGCAAACAUAAAAGUCUUCAGUCUUGUUUUAAAGGUGCUCAGAGUUGGGGCAAGUCUUAAAUCCUCUGGGAGUUUAUUCCAGCUAUUUGUUGCGUAGUAACUAAAUCGUGCUUUCCCAUGUUUUGUGUUUACUCUGGGGAUAAUUAACAGAUUGGUCUCAGAGCUUCUUAGUGGUCUAAAAGGCUGAUGUAGUGGAAGCAUAUCAGUUAAAUAUUUUGGGCCUAAACCAUGUAGGGAUUUAUAGGUAAGCAACAUGAUUUUAAAAUCAAUUCUCUGACCUACAGGAAGCCAAUGUAACGAUUUCAGAAUUGGUGUAAUAUGAUCAAAUUUUUUGGACUUUGUUAGAACUCUAGCAGCAGCAUUCUGAACAAGCUGAAGCUUCCUCAGAGUUUGUUUUGGGAGACCUGUAAGGAGACCAUUGCAGUAAUCAAGCUUACUAGUGAUAAAGGCAUGUACAAGUUUUUGUAAGUCUUCGGUGGACAUGAGCCCUCUAAGUCUUGCUACAUUUUUAAGGUGAUAAUAUGCCGAUUUUGUAACUGAUUUGAUGUGACUGUCAAAAUGUAAAUCUGAAUCCAUGAUAACCCCUAGAUUUCUGGCUUUGAUUGAGGUUUUCAGGGACAGAGAGUGAAGGUGUUGGGUUACUUUAAGCCUUUCCGUUUUAGAACCAAAUACAAUUAUCUCUGUUUUGUCCUCAUUGAGAUUGAAAUUUCGGCACAUCCAUUCCUUCACUUGCUCAAUGCACUGGCACAGCAGAUCUAUGGGCCGAUAGUCAUUUGGUGAUAGCGAUACAUAGAUUUGCGUGUCAUCAGCAUAGCAAUGAUGGUCAAUAUUGUUAUUUUGCAUGAUUUGCCCUAGUGGGAGCAUGUAGAUGUUGAAUAAAGAGGGUCCUAAGAUCGAACCUUGUGGGACUCCACAUGUCACGUUGGUUGAUUCUGAUACAAAGUCGCCAAUGGAAACAAAGUAGUUCCUAUUUUGUAGGUAGGACCUGAACCAAUUUAAGACAGUGCCUGAAAGCCCCACCCAGUUUUCUAACCUUUCCAGAAGUAAUGUAUGGUCUACAGUGUUGAAUGCAGCACUGAGGUGGAGUAGAUAAAACCUGUUGGUCUGCAUGCAUGAAAAACGUCAUGAAAGAGAAUAUUCUAACCAAUGAAAAACAACGCAAGAUAAAGGAAGUUGGUGAGGUCAAAACAAAGCAGAUUCAAAUUGGUUUAUAAUGCAUCUGAACAAAUGUACAUAGCCCAAGCUGACCCAGAACUAUGGCAGGCUAUGAAGCCAGCUCCCCAGGGCCGGAUCUGUCUGAUGAGCAGCUCCAGGAUGUUGCAAAAACUCUGCGACAGAAGUGGGAGCAGGUGGCCCUCCACCUGGGGCUGAAGAAGGAAGAUCUGGACGAGAUCAAGAAGGAAAAGAAAGAUGAGUACAUGCAGAGACGGAACAUGUUGCGGCUGUGGAAGGACCGAAGACCAGGAAAGGCCACAGCUCAGGACCUGCUGAGAGGUCUGGAAGACAUGAAGGACCUAUCUGUCGAGACUUGUCUGUUAUUGGAAGAACUUAGAAGGAUUCGCUCUGAAUUAAUCAACAGGUUGUCGGACGACGAUGUCAUCGGUCUCCUGCAUUACCUUAGAAAGAAGAAUGUGUUGAAUGGCCAGGAGGAGAAGACUGUAGAGGGCCAGAUGACCAGUGAAGACAGAGCACGUUGUCUCAUUGACACGGUGAUGAGGAAAGGGGAGAGAGAAAGUCGCCUGAUGGUUGAUUAUCUGACGGAGAGGCACCCUGACCUAUGCUGGACCCUGGGUCUGACCCCAACUUCUGCCUGGAUCAGGUUUCGUAGGAGUCAGAAGUCAUUCAGUAGAAAGGAGGGUCCUGGUCUGAUGUCCCCGUCUCGGCCCCUCAAAAUGCAUGAAGGCGACAGCGAGCUGGGGACGAGUCUCGAAGACACAGCAAGCAUGCCCCAGGUGGACAGGUACGAAGAGGAGGAUGGUUCUGAUUCUGAGGAGAUGCACUUCAAGUCACAUUGUGAAAAAUGUAAAGCAGCUCAGCAGAGUCCUGAGUAUAAGAAGGUUACCCCAACAAAGAUUACUAAGUGGAGCUUCGAGCUACAGCUGGAAGGCGAGGGGACCUAUGAGUGUUCGGCUACAGGUCUGGUGUUUGAAGUGUCGGAGCAGGCUCUGGUCCGCUACUCGGUCCUGUCCUGGUUCCAAUUCUCUGAUUUCCUCAAAGACUCCUGGAGACCUGCUGGAUCGAUUUAUGACGUGGAUGUGGUCAACAAGGAUCCAUCUGUGCUCAAGUUUAUCCAUUUCCCACACUCUCUGUGCCUUGCUGAACCUUUGCGUGAUCUGAGCUUCAGUGUUCUGCACGUAAAGGAUCGCCAUGCAGACAUUGAGUCGACGGUGGGCUUCACGGCCAGCCAUGUUGAAUGGCGCGUGUCCUCGCUUUCUCUCCUGGGUGUCAUUCGGAGUUGCUUUCUGUGCAAUCGGAAUUGGAAGCACCAUGGGUUGGUGCUGAUUUACAAGGAGCUGAACAAAAAAGACUUCAUCCUCCGAGUGUAUUUGGGCUCGAACAGCAGUUCUGAGAUCAAGGCUAUUGAAGAACAGGUGCUCAAGGCCAGGAAGAAUGGCAUCAAGAUUACAGAAACAUACAAACAUCUCACCUGUAGGCUGGAAGAGAAGUUCUACUGCCUCGCAAGUGAGCCAGAAGGACAAAUUGAACCCACGGAUCUUGAAUUCACCACUGCAGUGUUGGGACUGAAGGGCUUUUUUAGAGUACGCUUCAGGAAGCUUCCUCCUUUCAGAUUGUUUCUCAAGGACUCCUUGAUAAACGAACCUUUACCCUUUUUGAUUUUUACAAUCGAAGAAGAGGAUUGGCACAGUGAGGAGAAACCAGAAGUGACAUCUGAUCUCCCAUCUUCACCUCGCCUCUCUCUGGAGCAUCCUGCAGGACAUCCAACAUCCAGCACCACAUCCAGCCCUCCAGCCACCUCCAGGGCAACACAGGCUGCAGGACAUCCAACAUCCAGCACCACAUCCAGCCCUCCAGCUCCCUCCAGGGCAACACAGGCUGCAGGACAUCCAACAUCCAGCACCACAUCCAGCCCUCCAGCUCCCUCCAGGGCAACACAGGCUGCAGGACAUCCAACAUCCAGCACCACAUCCAGCCCUCCAGCCACCUCCAGGGCAACACAGGCAGAAGGGGAGCUUCGAGGGAUCCGUUCUGAAUUCGUGAAGAGAGUUUCAAUCUCAGUUAUCAGAGGUCUCCUGGAUGAUCUUUGGCAGCAGAAGGUGUUCAGUACUGAGGACAAGGACUCUGUGAUGGAGGAGCAGAGGAGCACAACAGACCGGGCACGUUUUCUGAUCGAUAAGGUGAUGAAGAAAGGGGAGAGAGCAAGUCAGGUGAUGAUUGAUAGUAUGAAGGUUAGGGACAAUCCCUUAUGCAUCACCCUGGGUCUGUAGCCUGGCUAUUGACAGACCAAGCUCAAUCGCACGUUGGCUCUCUUCCCCUACAGAUGGUGUGGGUGAGUUGUAACUAUGAACGUAUUUUUUAAAGAAAUUGUCACCACCGACUUUGUUUAGACAGGAGGUAAUUGUUGAACACCUGUUAAGAAUAGGACCUCCUGCCUGUGCUAAUACCUACACAGACAGACAGACAGACAGACAGACAGACAUACUAGGUAUGAGAAAGAAAAUUCCAAACUCGAGUGAUCGAAUGAAUUCCUCAAGGAUCAAUCAAGUACUCGUUUAAUCAAAUCUAUUUUUAGAAUGCAACGCAUCUGCAGCAGGAAUAGGCCUAAUGAUGAACGGCAAUAUUACCAACCAAACAAUGCUUAUUCUCAAUUCUCAGUUAUCAGAGUAUCCACCAUAUAUUUUUGCAAAAGUUCAAAACACAUUUUCCUUACAAAAAUAAUAAAACGGCAGCAAAUGAACUAAAAAAAUACUCAUUGCCGUGAUCUUCUCUCCACGGACGGGAUUACAGCAGCGUCUUGCGGCGGUGAAAAUAGCUGACACAUUUGGUUGCUGCGGGUCUGCUUUCCUGAACUCACCAUUGUGUUUCAGGAGUAUAUGUUGCCACAUAGUACUUGCCGCAUAGUACUCUGGUAGCUCAAUUUCACUUGGCAUAUUUUACAUUUCAUCUUAUGAUCUAUUUCUGUAAAAUAUUUCCAUUCUGGGCUGCGCUCUAACCGCCAUCUCUUAACUUUUUUAAUUCUGGCGUUGUGCACACGGCACGUGCCACAGAGAAAUUUGAUGCAUUUAAUUUGCUUUGUGCACACAACACGCGCCAGUGGCACCGCACAGAAAAUGUAUACAUUUGCUUCGGAAACUUUAUUAGAUUAAACUUCAUUUUGUGUGUAUAUGCAAACUCGAGUUUGCCUGUCCACCAACCGAGUUGUACUCGAGUAAUCGAUUCCUCACACCCAUCCCUAAUGCAUACAUAUAUAAAGUCUACCAAGCUUUUCCUCUCGGGUAGGCCUACCUACUAUAUCCAGAUAUAGGAGGUUGGCAGGUUGGCUUGUAAACAGAAGGUCGCUAGUUCGACACCUAACCCUAACUGCUCCCGAUGAGCUGAUGGAACAUUGCAUGGUCAACUCCGCCGUGUGUAUGAAUGGUUGUGUGUCGCUUUGGAUAAAAGCGUCUGCUAAAUGCCUUAAAUGUAAAAUUUGUAAACAUAUUCAAGUUAUUUUUGUAUGGUUGUGAUCACAGACUUUGUAAAACAUGUUGACAUUAUGCCACAGAAAGAUUUUGUCUUUGCUUCGACAUUUUUGAUAAUCCACAAUGACUAAAAUAAACUUUAAUCAUUUUCCCCAAGUGGCAGCUAGCAUUGGGUCAUAUAAUCUUUUUAUGUACGGUAUAUAAAUUAUACAUGUUAACAUGGAUAUAACCAAACUCCCACUCUCAGGGUUUUGACCGUCACAUUAUCCUGACCCAGGAAAGUUCAGACAUCUGUUUGGGGGAAAAUAAAAAAAUUAAAAUUGUGGAAA
Messenger RNA from Gadus chalcogrammus (walleye pollock), 5564 nucleotides. RefSeq lists its product as uncharacterized. The record is from RefSeq and is a predicted model, not a curated record. The transcript is spliced from 14 exons. NCBI's taxonomy places the organism in Eukaryota, Metazoa, Chordata, Actinopteri, Gadiformes, Gadidae. The coding region runs from base 1852 to 4041 and encodes 729 amino acids. Gene Ontology annotation, molecular function: protein binding. Gene Ontology annotation, biological process: regulation of apoptotic process; signal transduction.